Messenger RNA from Suricata suricatta (meerkat), 1319 nucleotides. It is a transcript of the gene AVEN, whose product is annotated as apoptosis and caspase activation inhibitor. The transcript is spliced from 7 exons. Gene Ontology annotation, biological process: negative regulation of G2/M transition of mitotic cell cycle. The record is from RefSeq and is a predicted model, not a curated record. Bases 1 to 963 code for a protein of 320 amino acids. Lineage: Eukaryota; Metazoa; Chordata; Mammalia; Carnivora; Herpestidae.
AUGGUACCUUCCCGAGGCCCCGGUUCCGGCCCCACCUGCCAGGCCCGGGCCGCCCCGCCCCCGCAGCGGCCGGUUUCCAUCCCGGGCUCCACACCCCGCGCUCGCCGCCACCGGGGGCCUGUCGCUCGCGACCUGUUUCCGGUUGAAGAUGACAGUGAUUCAGAGACCUUUGGAGAAGAGAACGAGGAACAGGGACAUUAUUCUAAAAGAAAGAUAGUCUCUAACUGGGAUCGAUAUCAAGAUACUGAAAAAGAGGUCAAUAAUGAAAGUGGAGAAUCACAAAGGGGGACAGACUUCAGCGUGCUCCUCAGCUCCGCAGGGGACUCAUUCUCACAGUUCCGGUUUGCGGAGGAGAAAGAGUGGGAUGCUGAAGUGUCGUGUCCAAAACAGAAUUCAGCAUUUUAUGUGGACUGUGAGUCAUUGGUCCGUGCCCUGCAAGAGCUGCCCCUCUCACUCCGCCUCAAUGUUGCUGCUGAAUUGGUCCAGACCACCCUCCCUUUAGAGCUUCCUCAGGUGAAACCAAAGAGAAAUGAUGAAGGCAAGGGACUAGGGAUGCAGUUAAAAGCACCCCUGGGGCCUGGAGGAAAAAGGUCUGUCUCUGAGCUCAAGUCUGCUGCUGCUGGCUGCCCCGUGUCCCUGGGUAAAGAUAGCCCAAACCCGGGUCCCACCAACGGUUCCCGGGAACCCACGGCCCCACUGCAGUCGGGAGCAGGCCACUUGGAGGAAGAAUUAGAUCUGCUGCUGAGUUUAGAUGCACCUGUAAAAGCGGAAGAGAACAUCUCAACAGACCAGCUGUCUCAGGACCAAGAAUCUGAGAAAAAUGGGGAGGUGGCCCCAGAAGAAAAAGGUCCUGCAGAGCCCUCUGUGAUGGAAGAAAAGAAGGCGGAAUCAGAGCAAGCAAGUACAUCAAAAACUGUUACUGAGGAAGAGCUUGAAGACUGGUUGGAUAGCAUGAUUUCCUAACAUAAAGAAAGAAAAUGGAAAAAAAAAAAGUGCCUGAAGCAAAUUUUGGUUGCCUUGUCAGUAAGGGUGGGCCAGGGGCCCCGAGCAGCUGGUUCACAAGCAUGCCCCACACCUGUGCGUGCCAUCACGCUGGCGGCACCUCUGUGUCCCCAACAUCCGAGCCUAUGCCUUUAAGAGGCUCCUUGCAAUUGUUCUCUGGCUUAGUGAUCUGAUCCCUUAAGGGCUGGGGAUGUUAGGGCUCUUGUUUCCAGCCUCCUUCCUUUCAGCGUUUGCAGCAAAGCAGGUACUGCUGAUAGAAUAGACCCAAGCAACAAGGCAUGCGAUUGGCCAAAAUAAAUGAACGCAGGUGUACUGGA